UCAGCAACGUGCUCCUAACCCCCUCCCCUUUCUUAUUUCUUCCUUUUUUUAUUUAUUCCCCCCCCCCCUCCUCUUUCUCCCUCGCUCUGAGCUGAAAACUGAUUACAGGUUGCUUAUCGGCUCCAGCACAAAUUUCACCCCUUCCAGCAGAGCUCGUGCGGGGUUUUAUACGGCAUCAAUUAUUUAUCAUAUUUUAUAAAUCCAGGCGCACAGUCCCGUGCCCCCGAGGAGGGGGCGGGCGGCGAUUGGCGCCGGCGCAGCCACGUGCCCGCGCGUCACCGGGGCCGGGAGGAAAAAGGCUCCUUUUUGGUGUAAAUCUGGACUCUAAUUCCGUAAUAUAUCACGGUACCUCGUAAAACCGACACUAAAACGUCCCGACCUACAAAUCACCCGGCCAAAUUAUGAGUUCAUUGUAUUAUGCGAAUGCUUUAUUUUCUAAAUAUCAAGCCGCAAGUUCGGUUUUCCCAUCCGGAGUCUUUCCCGAGCAAACUUCUUGCGCUUUCGCCUCCAACACCCAGCGAGCGGGCUAUGGGGCCGGAUCCACGCCUCCCUUCGCCGCUUCCAUGCCCGGGCUCUACCCCGGCGGCGGCUCCGUGCACCCCCAGCCCCCCAGCGUGUACUCCUCGGGCUACGGCCUGGAGCCCGGCUCCUUCAACAUGCACUGUUCCCCCUUCGAGCAAAACCUCUCCAUGAUGUGCCCGGGAGACGCCUCCAAGCAGAGCUGCGGCAAAGCGGAGCAGCGGGACUCGGAUUUGCAGGGCGACAGCAACUUCCGUAUCUACCCCUGGAUGAGGAGCACAGGAACGGACAGAAAGCGCGGCCGGCAGACCUACACCAGGUACCAGACGCUGGAGCUGGAGAAGGAAUUCCACUACAACCGGUACCUGACGAGGAGGAGGCGCAUCGAGAUCGCCCACGCGCUGUGCCUGACCGAGCGCCAGAUCAAAAUCUGGUUCCAGAACCGCCGCAUGAAGUGGAAAAAGGAAAACAAAACCGCCUGCCCCGGCUCCAGCGGCCAGGAAAAGCCAGAGGCCGAGGAGGACGAGGAGGAGAGUGUUUUCGGCGGAAAUUUUCGGGCCAACAACAACAAAAAAAAAACCAAACCAACCAAACCACCCCAAAACGGGGGGGAAUCUCCUUGUCUCCCUCUCCGUGUCUCCUUUCCGAUGAGUUCUUAUUUUGUCAACUCGACCUUCCCGGUGAGCCUGGCGGCGGGGCAGGAGCCCUUCCUGGGACAGCUCCCGCUGUACCCCUCGGGCUACGCGGAUCCUUUGAGGCACUACCCCAGCACCUAUGGAGCCACGGGCGUGCAGGAGAAGGGAUACUCCUCCUCUCCCUACUACCAGCAGAGCAACGCAGCGUUCGGCGGCCGCGGCUCCGCCUGUGACUAUGGGCCCGGCGGGUUUUUCAGGGAGAAGGACCCUGCGUGCGCCCCUCCCAGCCUGGACGAGGUGCCCUUCGCCCCCGAGCCGCGCAAGUCGGACUGCGCGCAGAGCAAAAGUGUGUUCGGAGAGAGCGAGGAGCAAAAGUGUUCCGCGCCGGUUUACCCCUGGAUGCAGCGGAUGAACUCUUGCAAUAGUUCUUCCUUCGGGCCCAGCGGCCGCCGAGGCCGGCAGACCUACACCCGCUACCAGACGCUGGAGCUGGAGAAGGAAUUCCACUUCAACCGCUACCUGACCCGGCGGCGCCGCAUCGAGAUCGCGCACUCGCUGUGCCUGACGGAGCGGCAGAUCAAAAUCUGGUUCCAGAACCGCCGCAUGAAGUGGAAAAAAGAGAACAAACUGCUCAACUCCUCGCAGCUCAGCGCGGAGGAGGAGGAGGAGAAAGCGGCUGAGUGAACACACACACGCACACGCACACACACACACACACACAAAAAAGGGGGGGGAGGAUUGAAAAGGUGUUAUUUAAAACGAGCAAAAAGCGACGAGAAAACGACAAAAAAAUUAAAUUUAGGGAGGGAGGGAGUGUGAGAGGAUGAGGGGGUGUGCGCUGGCUGUGAGGGAAAACCCGCGCCUUGGUGGGACAAGCCCUCUGCAGCAGCGGCGACAGCCACAAAGUUUGGGCCACCAACGCCCUGAACUCGAGUUCCCAAUGAUUUUGUCCAGAAACAAACAAACAAACAUAAAAACACCGCGCACACACACACAAAAAUCAGGCUUCUGGUCGCGUCUUGAGUAUUUUUCCCUUCCCACACUUCCCUUUCCCUCCCUCUCCACUCCCCACCCCCCCUACACAAAAUGGAAUAAUAAUAAUAAUAAUUAAAAAGUGAAGAGAUGGGGAGAGCGAGAAGGAGGGAAAGAAAGGGAAAGAAAGGGAAAGAGAAAAAAAAGGGGUGGGGGGGAGGAAAAAAAAAAGAAAAAAAAAAAGGACUCCUAGCCGUGUUUCUACCCUUGGUGUCACUGUUAGUAAUCUGCUAACUCUUGUAUUUAAUGGAAGUGCUGCAAUAUAUGUCAUUUGGGGUGUUUAUUGUCCUAAUUUUGUAAAAAUGUUUCAUGCACGGUUGAUAUAAGUUGGGUGGUUUGGUUUUUUUUUUAAAUUUUCCUCUUUUUAAUUUUUUUUCUCCUCCUUUGGUAAAUUAAUCAAGCCCUGGGGUUCUUUGUAAUUAGUUUUUGGGAUGGGAUUUUGGUGGGUUUUGUUUUUUUUUUUUUUUUAUUAUUAUUAUUUUUAAAAGGAAAAAUCUACUGAAAGAACGAGUACUACCUACAAGGCUGGAAAAAAAAAAAAAAAAGUUUUAAAAAAAGGAAGCAACAACGACAGAAAGUUCUAUUUUAUUAAUUUUUUUGUACGUGUUGUGUUUUGGAGUUUGUCUUAGGUAUGAACAUGGAAUUCUCUAAUAAAAGCCAAGUCUUCGAUCUCACCCGCACACCCCUUCCCCUGUCAUUAUUAGCGCUGGUUUGAUGCCGAUUUUUCCCUUUUCCAGGGGGAUUCUUGAGGAGCAGAGCGUUGAAAAGGAGAUUUCUUUGCUCCGCUCUGGGUGACAAUGUCUCCUAAGCUGCCAGGACAAGCAACCCCGAGCGCACGGAAGUUACAGUGGACAGAUAAAUCUGAUUUUCCCCCUUUUUUUAUUUCCGUCCUAAUCUUAAAUGGAAGCCCUUUCACCAGCAGAAUUUCCUGGCUGACAUUUCUGCCUCCAGCCUUGCGCUCUCUCUCUCUCUCUCUCUUUUUUUUUUUUUUUUUCCCUUUUUUUAUUGUUACAGUACAAAGAGUUAUGACGAAACGCCGUCCCAUCUCCAUAAUAAAUCAAGGAAACGGGCAAAACUACGCCCUCAUUUAUCCACCGAAGAUACCUAACAUUUGCCCAGCAUCUUUCAAACAUCUGCUCCCUCGCUCUGC
Molecule: messenger RNA, 3336 nt
Organism: Hirundo rustica (Barn swallow)
Lineage: Eukaryota; Metazoa; Chordata; Aves; Passeriformes; Hirundinidae
Product: homeobox protein Hox-D3
Exons: 5
Coding region: 402-1838 (478 amino acids)
Biological process (GO): anterior/posterior pattern specification; regulation of transcription by RNA polymerase II
Cellular component (GO): nucleus
Molecular function (GO): RNA polymerase II cis-regulatory region sequence-specific DNA binding; DNA-binding transcription factor activity, RNA polymerase II-specific
Source: RefSeq, a predicted model, not a curated record